Molecule: messenger RNA, 3054 nt
Organism: Rhizoctonia solani
Lineage: Eukaryota; Fungi; Basidiomycota; Agaricomycetes; Cantharellales; Ceratobasidiaceae
Product: glycerophosphoryl diester phosphodiesterase
Exons: 18
Coding region: 1-3054 (1017 amino acids)
Biological process (GO): lipid metabolic process
Cellular component (GO): fungal-type vacuole lumen
Molecular function (GO): carboxypeptidase activity; phosphoric diester hydrolase activity
Source: RefSeq, a predicted model, not a curated record
AUGUUGAGCGAGAUCUUGAGCUUGAGCUCCUACCCGGUCCUCGAAUCCCAAAUGGCCCGACUGGCAACGACCCUCUUGCUCGCGGCCGAGCUUGCGUUUGGGCUGCCUACUGCCUGGCCUGUCUUUUCGCGAGCGCCCAAGGCCUAUGAUAUCCAGGGGCACCGAGGGAGCCGGGGUGCGACGGUCGAGAGCACUUUGCCCGCUUUUGCUUGGGGGCUCAUUUAUGGAGUCAAGACCUUGGAAUUCGAUAAUGGGAUAACGAAGGACGGACAUGUGCUCGUCUGGCAUGAUGAAAGUAUCGAUGGGACCAAGUGUAAGGAUACCAAACCAGUCGCAAAGGACGACCCUCUGUUCCCUUAUGUUGGAAAGUAUGUUGCAAACUUGACACUCGCGCAAAUCAAGACGUUGGAUUGUGGUUCGGAGCGGCUGGAUGGCUUCCCUCUCCAGGCACUUUACCCCGGAACUAAGCUCUCUACCCUCCCCGAGCUCUUUGACUUUUUGGAUUGUGCAGACCCAGGACAUGAGGUCGAAUUAAAUAUCGAGUCCAAAGUCGAUGCUCAGUUCCCUAAUUUGACUCGCUCUCCUGAAGAUUUUGCGAAUGCCCAGUACAAGUUGUUCAAGUCGAGCAAGUACUAUGGGAAGAUCACAUACCAAAGCUUUGAUUGGCGAACUUUGGUUUUGAUGAAGAAACUGGACCCAAAGAUCACCCGUGCCGCUUUGAUCGACAGCACUACUGUGUAUGGUGUGAAUAACUCUACUUCAACUUGGCUCGCUGGCCUUCGCCCAGACUCGUUCUCUGGAGCCACGCUUGGCGUUCAAAUUGCCCAGGCCGCAAAAAGCAUCGAUUCCAAUAUUUUGUCACCUGCUGCGACCGACGGCUCAUCCGGCUCGCUUGACCCGAAUACCCCGGGUUAUAAAUCAUUCACGACUGAAGAUAUGGUUAAAGAGGCUCAUAAGAGUGGGAUGCUUGUUAAGCCUUGGACUGUCAAUCGACUGAAUAUUGCAGAGCAAAUCUAUGGGUGGGGAGUUGAUGGUAUUAUCACUGAUUAUCCAGAGGUUGUGCGUCGCUGGGCGCUCCUCAAGGGAGUGUCAGUCUCCAAGACAUAUGAUCAAAACAAGGUUCUUAAAUGCUUGAAAAAACACAUCCAAACGGUUAUAAAUGCUCUCCACGUGAUCCAGUUGGCAUGGGUCAUAAAUAGCAAGCUCAGGGAUCGUACAACCACGCCCAACAGAAUGUACGCUGGAAGCACGAAGCAGUCGGAACCCCCCUCGAGCUCUGUAGAUGAGCAAUCCAGUCACAAAAGACGCUUACAUACGACUAUGAUUGGAGUCCUAUUCGUCACUCUCGUAGCACCAUAUCAGUUCGCUGGCUCAUUGUCAGGUUAUCUAUACGACGUAUCUGGUUCUCGUGGAACCCAUGACGCAAGUUUGAGUGGCGUGUGUCUCCAGGUCGAGCCACUUGCACCAACCUCAAAUAUUAACCGUAAACUAGCGGAAAACUUGGAGAUCACUCUAUCAGACCCAAGUUUUGAGGCGGUUGCAGCCGAGUAUCUAGGUGGAGCUGUCCGGAUCCCUACCGAAUCUUAUGAUGUGAUGGAUCCCGUUGGCAUAGAUCCCCGCUGGGAGGUAUUUUAUAAGUUCUCAGAGCAUUUGCUCAAGACUUACCCAAAAGUUCACGCAACCAUGACUCAGACUCGAAUCAACACUCAUGGUUUGCUCUACCACUGGCCGGGCUCUGAUAGCUCUCUCAAGCCUAUUCUUCUCACUGCUCACCAAGAUGUCGUUCCGGUUGAUCCAAGUACUGUUGAUUCUUGGAUUCACCCACCUUACUCUGGCCAUUAUGAUGGCACAUGGGUCUGGGGCCGUGGAUCGGUGGACGACAAGAGUGGCUUGGUCGGGAUUAUGAUCACACUAGAAAAACUAAUUGAGAGUGGAUUCAAACCGAAACGUGGUAUCCUCGUAGGUUUCGGAAUCGACGAAGAAUCCACUGGUGGUCCAAUUGUAUUCAUAGGGUGCGAGCAGAAUUUCAAAGUACAUCGAAGAGCAUUUUGGCAGGGACAGCAUCUCAAUGCUCACAGCAUCGAAGAGAUUGAAGGGAUAUCGGUGGCGCUACCUGCGAUAGGUGAGAAGGGUUAUCUUGACGUUAGUAUCGAGGUAGCCACACCUGGCGGGCACUCUAGCGUACCGCCAGCGCAUACAACCAUUGGUAUACUUGCAUCGCUCAUAACCAAGAUCGAAUCUACACCUUAUGUGCCAUCACUCGCGCGAUCUUCUCCUGUCUACGGUCUUCUUCAGUGUUUUGCAGCCCAUGUCCCAUCUAUCCCAUCUUCCGUCCGCUCUUCUAUUUUCAGGUCUAUUUGCCCUCCCGGAGCUUCUCCGGGCCAGUUACGAAAGUGCGAUGAAGCUCUACAAGAACUUGAGCAUAUUCUAUUCGAAGCAGAUUCUGACUUAAACCAGGGAAAUGAAGAGAAAGCAAGGGUAUAUCGAAGUCUGUUGGGGACAACGCAGGCUAUCGACAUGAUUCAAGGUGGGGUAAAGGCGAAUGCACUACCCGAACUAGCAAGCGCAAUUGUCAAUCAUCGAAUUCGAACUGAUAGCUCGGUCCUCGCACUUCAAGAUGAUAUUACCACAAAGCUUAUUCCUCUAGUCAAGGAGUAUAAUCUCACCUUGACGGCUUUCUCACAUGUGAAUGUAACAAUUGGCGGAGGUGGAAACGUCAAGUUAUCCGACGCGUUCAACACUGCACUGGAGCCUGCCCCUGUAAGCCCUAUUGAGGGCCCCGGGGCAGCAGCAUACCGUCUAUUGAGUGGAGUCAUUAGGAAAACACAAGGACAUAAAACGAUCGUUAGUCCCGCACUCAUGGGCGGAAAUACAGACACCCAAUUCUACUGGAACUUGACCUCCAAUAUAUUCCGAUACUCCCACUUGUCCGAAGGGGAUAUUUAUGCUGGCAUUCACACAAUCAAUGAAGCGUUACGCGUAAAGGGAUUUGUGAAAAUGAUACGGUUCUUCAAAAACCUGAUUUUAACUGCUGAUGAUGCGAUAAAUAUUUAG